UUGUUUCAGAUAUCAUUUUGUGAAAAAAAAUUUAUAUCGUUUUGAGAAAUGAACUAUCUGUCUCAUUUCCAUGGCAACGAAACCAUACCUGCCUAGUCAUUUUGACGUAUGUCAAACGAUGAUUUAUUGCUUAUGCAUUUUGGUAUAAUGAAUUAGGUGAUAAAACUUUAAUUUACAAACUCCUAUAGUCACAAAACUGGGCAGAAAAGUUGCGUUUUUUCUUAAACAGAGAUCUUUUACAUUGUUGAUUAAAAUAUGUAUCUUUUUUAUUCUUUACGUUAAUUACAUUCUUAUUUUAUUAUUUUUAACUGCCUUAAAAUAAAUGCCUACCAGUGAGUUAAUGGGGGUAAUUAAUACUACAAGAAUUUUAGACAUUCAGUCCAGAUCAGAUGAACUUUGUUCUUCUUCAUAUCUUAUUAGUUAUAACAUGUUGAUAAUGUAUGUUAUAGCUAUUGUUGGAGGUUAUGUUGCUUCUUCAUUAAUACUUUUUAAAUUCCCUAACCUCAUUCACAAAAGAAGAAAGCUCAAGUUUUUUUGCCCUCACAUUAGUCAUAGAGGAGGUGCAGGAGAAGCAUUUGAAAACACAAUUGGGGCAUUCGACAAUGCUCUCAGGCAGAGAACAGACAUGUUGGAAAUAGAUUUACAUUUAACAAAAGAUGAACAAGUCGUAGUGUCACAUGAUAACAAUCUGCUGCGUGUCACGGGAGUUAAUGUAAACAUAUCAGACUCCAAUUAUGAGGAUUUACCGAAGUUAAGAUUGGAUUUAUGCAAAAACUACAAUAUUGCAGGCCAACCUAAAGACAAAGAUGUAAAAAUCCCACUUCUGAAAGAUGUCUUCGAAAGAUUUCCUGAAGUUCCAAUUAAUAUAGAUAUUAAAGUCAAUAAUGACAUGCUGAUAGAAAAAGUAAAUGAUCUUAUUAGAGAACAUGAAAGAGAGAACAUCACCGUUUGGGGUAAUUUCAGCAAUGCAGUGACGAAAAAAUGCUUUAAAAUCAAUCCACAGAUUCCAAUUUAUUUUUCUGCUAGUAGAGUUAUUUGCCUAGUACUUUUCACAUAUAGUGGAUUAUUGCCUUUCAUACCAUUCAAAGAAUCAUGCUUGGAGCUGUUUAUGCCAUCUGUUUUACUCAAAAAUCCAAGCAUGAAAGGCUCCAGAGAUAAAUUUUGGAGUCCAUAUGUUGUUUGGCUCAUUGAAAAGCUAUUGUUAAGAAAAUCUUUGUUUGAUCACCUUUUAAAGAGAGGAAUUCAGACGUACUUGUGGGUUUUGAACGAGGAAGAAGAUUUUGAGAAAGCAUUUGAGCUUGGAGCUGUGGGAGUGAUGACAGACUAUCCAACAAAACUGCGAAAAUUUCUAGAACGAAAAUCUCCCAUUAAUGAUUCACAUUAAUAAAAGGCCUUUUGGUAUGCACAUCAUAACUACAUGAUAGAUCAUGUAAGAUUUGAGACACUUUUGAAGCAUUUGCUUGCUUGAUAAAACACUAAUUUCAAUAACAUAUACUAAAUACAAUCACUUAUACUUGAAAGUGCAUUUGUAAUAUGAAGAUAGAAGACUUUACUGGCUACAAUGUUUCAUUAUUUAUUCUUGAAUUGCACAUAUUUUUUCAUGAGUAUUUUUUUUACCCAUCUGGGAUUACUUAAUUUAACAAAUGUGUACAAGUAACCCAUAUUUGAAAUGAAGUUGAUUGAAAAUCCAUUAUUAAAAUAACUUCAUUAGUUGGUUGAAAGACUUAAACAUAAUGCAUAAUUAUUUAUUUAUUUACAUCAUUUAUUAUGCAUUAUUAUUUAUAAUUAUUUAUUAUGCAUAAUCAUUUAUUUUAUUUAUUAUCAGGUGAAGUUUAACCAUAAUUUUCCUGGCAGGUGAAUAGAGCUUUUAAAACCUAUUAGUACAGCAGUUAAACUGAGCCUCGAUAUCACAAAAUUCGACUACUAGAAAAAAUCAAUUACUAAUGCAUUGUUACUCUGAUAAAAGUUAAAAAAAAGAAAA
Molecule: messenger RNA, 1981 nt
Organism: Parasteatoda tepidariorum (common house spider)
Lineage: Eukaryota; Metazoa; Arthropoda; Arachnida; Araneae; Theridiidae
Product: lysophospholipase D GDPD1
Biological process (GO): glycerophospholipid catabolic process
Cellular component (GO): endoplasmic reticulum membrane
Molecular function (GO): phosphatidylcholine lysophospholipase A1 activity; phosphoric diester hydrolase activity
Source: RefSeq, a predicted model, not a curated record